UGACAUUUGAUGUGAAUGUUUUCUCAGAAUUGUCUUCGCAAUUGGCGCCCAAAGUCGUGGAGCUAGGAAGCAUCAGAGCAGUCGUCAACAAUGGAUGCUCUUUCUGCGCAGCGCGCCCGCGAGACUCUGGACAUUGCUCACGAGAUCUCCAAGCUCCUGAACACGGGCCUCGACAGGGACACCCUCUCGGUUCUGAUUGCGCUCUGUGAGAAUGGGGUCAACCCUGAAGCCCUUGCGGCAGUUGUGAAGGAGCUCCGUAGAGAGGCAGCGGCGCUGCGCUCUGCUGCGGUACAUAAGAAGUGAAGAAUCGCAGGGUGGCUUUAUCUGGACUGAUAGCUCUGCCUUUCUACUGUAAAUUGUUUUACAUUUUUCUGCCAACAAGUCUACAAGUGAACAGCAUAUGUGUUUCACACCAGGUUACUUUGCUCAAGGUGCCUUCUUGCUUAGGCAGACCAUUCCUGGCCUUUAAUCGUACCAGUCCGCACAUAUAUUUUCAGGAGUGAGAGACUCCACACAAUCUCAAUCAAUUCAGCCAAUUUUUACUGCCAACUGUCCUUGGGGUAGCAAGCAAGCCUCUUCCUCAUGCGGACCGUCGAUCAGCAGACACUUGGCAGCCCCGCGCUCAGCGAACUGCAGAUAAGAGCCGCUGAGGCUGCCGGCGCAGCAAUCAAGAGAUGGCAGCAGGGGGGACUGUCACGCAGGAUGGUUCUGGGAGUGAUUGGCUCAUUGGCAGCCCUGUGGGUGCAAGGCUUCAACCGGAGCCGAGUGGUCAACAGAGAAGGACUGCUCAGGGCUGUCAGAGAGCGGCCCGCGGGGGUGCCGCUCAUCUCUUGCUCAAACCACAUGUCGACCUUAGAUGACCCCUUGAUGUGGGGCGCGCGCGGCCUCCCAAGGUUCAACCCUGCAAACACGCGCUGGGUGCUUACAGCGGAGGACAUCUGCUUCACAAACCCCGUCUAUGCCUACUUCUUCCGGCUGGGCCAGUGUAUACCCAUCAGGCGAGGAGCCGGCGUCCACCACGAGUAUGUUUUGGAGGUGCUUGCCCGGAUCAAUCGUGGGGAAUGGGUGCACACGUUCCCCGAGGGCAAGAUCCAGCAAGAGCUCGGCCCCCUCCCCCGUCUCAAGUGGGGCAUCGGCAGCCUGAUCGCGCGCGCUUCCACGCCCCCCAUCGUGUUGCCCGUCUGUCACAGCGGCUUUCAGCAGAUGCUCCCGCAAAAGACGACCUUCCUGGGCAUCCAAUCCGGUCGCCCGAAACUGCCCCUCGUCGGCAAAAACGUCACUAUCGUGGUCGGCGACCUGCUCGAGUUCGACGUUCCGGCGCUGAAAAAGGAAGCGGAAUCCGCUGUGGCGCGAGCGAAAGCGGAGGGGAAAGCGUUUCCUUGGGAGGCUGCGGUUGGCGAGGCGGAGAGCGCAAGCGUGACGAGGCCAGGGGAGGGUCAGCGAGGUAUCGAGGAGUCCAUUACCCCGCGUGCCAGCAACAAGGCCACUGCUUCGACAGCGCAAGCGACGCUGCCUUUGAUGCCCGAGGACAACGCUACGAAGUGGCUGUAUGCAGAGAUCAGCGAACGCAUCCGCGUCAAGAUGGAAGAGCUGGCUUUCGAGGCCCACAGAUUGAACGCAAUGGGCAGACGAUGGUUCAUGUCGAAAUAAUCUGUGGCUUCACUGCCACUUGUACUUCGAGUACCAGCAUUGCGCUUCCGUCGUCGAUACUCGAAGCCGCUUUUUAUCGGUUGCGACGGGACCAAUUCCUUGCAAGCGCCCGGGACACGCUCUCUUCGACAUAGAGGAUGAUGCGGCGUCGCACUGCAAGGCAGCACCGUUGCGCCAGGUUGCACAGUGCGCUAGCAUCCGAUCGACCCUCGUACUGAUGUUGUGU
This is a messenger RNA of Klebsormidium nitens, 1876 nucleotides long. The record is from the annotation of a GenBank genome assembly. Lineage: Eukaryota; Viridiplantae; Streptophyta; Klebsormidiophyceae; Klebsormidiales; Klebsormidiaceae.